AUGUCGUCUUUCGUGGGCCACAUGUCUGUGGACUGUGCGCAGGCUCGCGGGAGAUCCUGUCGCAAGGCCUGGGAUCAGGGACACUACUAUCUGCAAUGCCCCAAGAUCGGUGCAAUUUACAUGACAACCACGGCCGCGUGCUACACAUGUUUUGGGGUGUCGCCCGAAUGGGUGACUUCUCUGUGGCAAAGCUGCAAGAUCACCAAAGAGACGGCCGAGAAAGAAUAUGUGAAGUGCAAAAAACACGUCCGGGCGUACCUGGAGAAUGUGAAAUUUCACACCCAGUGUGUUCGUGCCGAUGCUGUGGCUGAACGACAGGCAGCUGCCUUACGUGACUUGCAGCCCUUGAUGAGAGACCCCAUUCGAAUACAGCAGGUGGAGUCCGAUUUUCUGCCACAAUUCAGACGGCCAAUGUUUCGGCGCAAGUUUCUUGUCUUGACAGGCCCUACAAGAUUGGGAAAGACUAUUUAUGGCCGUGGCUUGUUUGGGCAUGAUGCCACUCUGGAGCUCAACUGCUCCGGCGUCCUUCAUCCGGACUUGCGUGAGUACGACCCACUUCGCCACAAAGCAAUCCUUUUCGACGAGGCCUGCUGCCAGAUGGUUUUGGCCCACAGAAAGCUUUUCCAGGGCCCUGUCGAGGAAGUCAGUUUGGCCCAUAGCUCCACGAACAUGUACAGCUACUCGGUCUUCGUGUAUGGUGUGGCCAUGCUGAUUACCUCUAACUCCUGGCGCACAGAGCUGCAAGAUUGCAGUCCGGAAGACCAGGAAUGGCUUCGUGGAAAUUCGAUAUGCAUCGAUUGCGAUGUGCCUCUGUGA
Messenger RNA from Symbiodinium natans, 816 nucleotides. Lineage: Eukaryota; Dinophyceae; Suessiales; Symbiodiniaceae. The record is from the annotation of a GenBank genome assembly.